GCUAGGUGCCCAUUAGACUGGCUGAUUAUAUCAGAAAGCCUUUUUUCCUCUGUAGACAUCCCUGUGGAAGCCUGUGUUGUUUUUCCUCAGCAGCUGCGGACACUUGUGGUGAUUAGUUAACUAAUUCAACAAACGGACCCUUCCGUGUGCCAGACACCGCAGGGAGCUAGCCCAGUGAGGCAGACAGACUGGAAGAGGGGGAAAGUGUGACACUGACCUCUGUGACCAUGAGACCCCAGGUGUCCAUGCUGCUGAUGGCCUGGUUUGGUGUCCUGCGCUGUGUGGGGGCCGAAUUCUUCACCUCCAUCGGGCACAUGACAGACCUGAUUUAUGCAGAGAAAGACCUGGUGAAGUCUCUGAAGGAGUAUAUCCUUGUGGAGGAAGCCAAGCUCUCCAAGAUUAAGAGUUGGGCCAACAAAAUGGAAGCGCUGACCAGCAAGUCGGCAGCUGACCCUGAGGGCUACCUGGCUCACCCUGUAAAUGCCUACAAACUGGUGAAGCGGCUGAACACAGACUGGCCUGCACUGGAGGACCUUGUCCUGCAAGACUCGGCAGCAGGUUUUAUUGCCAACCUGUCAGUGCAGCGGCAGUUCUUCCCCACUGAUGAGGAUGAAACAGGAGCUGCCAAGGCCCUGAUGAGGCUUCAGGACACGUACAAACUGGACACAGACAAGAUUUCCAGAGGGGAACUUCCAGGAACCAAAUACCAGGCAACCUUGAGCGUGGAUGAUUGCUUUGGGCUGGGCCGUUUGGCCUACAACGAAGGGGACUAUUAUCAUACAGUGCUGUGGAUGGAGCAAGUGCUGAAGCAGCUGGAUGCUGGGGAGGAGGCCACCACGCCCAAGACUCAAGUGCUGGACUACCUCAGCUACACUGUCUUCCAGUUGGGUGACCUGCACCGGGCCCUGGAGCUCACCCGCCGCCUGCUCUCCCUUGACCCGAGCCAUGAACGAGCUGGAGGGAAUCUGCGGUACUUUGAACAUUUGUUGGAGGAAGAAAGAAAAAAAACAUUAUCAAACCAGACGAUGGACGCUGAGCCGGCAACCCGGGAAGGCAUCUACGAGAGGCCUGUGGACUACCUGCCCGAGAGGGAUGUCUACGAGAGCCUCUGUCGUGGGGAGGGUGUCAAACUGACACCCCGGAGGCAGAAGAGGCUUUUCUGUAGGUACCAUCAUGGCAACAGGACCCCACAGCUGCUCAUCGCCCCUUUCAAAGAGGAGGAUGAGUGGGACAGCCCACACAUCGUCAGGUACUACGAUGUCAUGUCUGAUGAGGAAAUCGAGAGGAUCAAGCAGAUUGCGAAGCCCAAACUUGCACGAGCCACUGUUAGAGAUCCCAAGACAGGUGUCCUCACUGUUGCCAGCUAUAGGGUUUCCAAAAGCUCCUGGCUAGAGGAGGACGAUGACCCCGUUGUGGCACAAGUGAAUCGUCGCAUGCAGCACAUCACAGGGCUAACAGUAAAGACUGCAGAAUUGUUGCAGGUUGCUAAUUAUGGCAUGGGAGGACAGUACGAGCCACACUUUGACUUCUCUAGGAGCCAUGAGCAAGAUGCUUUCAAGCGUUUAGGGACGGGGAAUCGUGUGGCCACAUUCUUAAACUACAUGAGUGAUGUAGAAGCUGGUGGUGCCACCGUCUUCCCUGAUCUGGGUGCUGCAAUUUGGCCUAAGAAGGGCACAGCUGUGUUCUGGUACAACCUCCUGCGGAGCGGGGAAGGUGACUACCGAACAAGGCAUGCUGCCUGCCCGGUGCUUGUGGGCUGCAAGUGGGUUUCUAAUAAGUGGUUCCAUGAACGAGGACAGGAGUUCUUGAGGCCUUGUGGAUCAACAGAAGUUGAUUGACAUCCUUUUCUGCUCUUCCCCUUCCUGGCGCCACAGCCCAUGUUGUCUUCAAGUUCAGCGCGACAGAUACCUUUGUAUGUUCCAGCCACAGUCAGGCGGGUCUUUGGAGGAGUAAAUGUUUGUCUGGCACAGAGGGAGAGUGGACUGGGGAGGAUCCAGGUGACAUGGGUCUGUGCCAACCCAGCCAUCCCCUCUGGUCAGCCUGUGCCAUCUCUGGUCCCCAAAGGCAAGGUCAGUGUGGCUGCAGCAGAGUCAGGCUGUCCAGCACCUAGCAAGGUGCCUUCGUACCUCAGAUGUUUUAGUUGUGAGAUAUUUCAGUGUACCAAAGUUCUGAUACCUUGUUUACAUGUUUGUCUUUAUGACAUUUUUAUCAAUUGUGGCUUUAACCAAAAAAUAAAAUGUCCCUGCCAAAAGCCUUAAA
Messenger RNA from Loxodonta africana (African savanna elephant), 2259 nucleotides. RefSeq names its product prolyl 4-hydroxylase subunit alpha 2 (gene P4HA2). The transcript is spliced from 15 exons. Gene Ontology annotation, cellular component: endoplasmic reticulum. Gene Ontology annotation, biological process: peptidyl-proline hydroxylation to 4-hydroxy-L-proline. Lineage: Eukaryota; Metazoa; Chordata; Mammalia; Proboscidea; Elephantidae. Bases 228 to 1838 code for a protein of 536 amino acids. Gene Ontology annotation, molecular function: protein binding; procollagen-proline 4-dioxygenase activity; L-ascorbic acid binding. The record is from RefSeq and is a predicted model, not a curated record.